Chara braunii is the source of this 793-nucleotide messenger RNA. The record is from the annotation of a GenBank genome assembly. NCBI's taxonomy places the organism in Eukaryota, Viridiplantae, Streptophyta, Charophyceae, Charales, Characeae.
CGAUGCUCACAGUACUUGCACUUCCAGUGCUUUGAUCUCUUGAAUGCAAACUUCCUCGUGGCGCCCUCUACGAUGAAGUGCAGCUUAAUCCGCUAUGAAGUGCAGCUUAAUCUGAAGAAGAAGAAGAAGAGGGGGAGUAGGAGAGGGAGAGGAGGAAGAAGAGAGGUGGAGGAGAAGGAAGAAGAAGACCAGGAGGAGGAGGAGGAGGAGGAGGAUACGGCAGACGAGGAGGAGGAGGAGGAGGCGGAGGAGGAGGAGGAGGAGGAAGAGGUAGAAGAGGAGGAGGAAGAAGAAGAAGAGGAGGAGGAGGAGGAGGGGGAGGAAGAGGAUGAGGAGGAGACAAACGAGAAAGAUAUGGCGGAGGAGGAAGAUAAGGAAGAAUUUAAGAAGAUGUGGAGGGCGAGGAGGCGUAGAAGUAGCCGCACCGGCAAAAAAGAAAGAAGAACAAGAGGAGGGGGAGGAGGAGGGGGAGGAAGAGGACGAGGAGGAGACAGACGAGAAAGAUAUGGCGGAGGAGGAAGAUAUGGAAGAAGAUGCGGAGGGCGAGGAGGAGUAGAAGAGGAGGAGGAGGAGGAGGAGGAGGGAGAUAUGGAGGAAGCAAAUGAGGAGGAAGAGGAGGAGGAGAAGGAAGAAGAGGAGGACGAGGAGGAGGAGGASGAGGAGGAGGAGGAGGGAGAUAUGGAGGAAGCAGAUGAGGAGGAAGAGGAGGAGAAGGAAGAGGAGGAGGAGGAGGAGGAGGAGGAGGAGAAGUAGCUGCUUAGGCAAAAACAAAAAAUAAAAGUGCCACGUGGCA